Messenger RNA from Pieris napi, 6666 nucleotides. Its product is annotated as autophagy-related protein 2 homolog A. The record is from RefSeq and is a predicted model, not a curated record. Gene Ontology annotation, molecular function: phosphatidylinositol-3-phosphate binding. The transcript is spliced from 38 exons. Lineage: Eukaryota; Metazoa; Arthropoda; Insecta; Lepidoptera; Pieridae. The coding region runs from base 101 to 6520 and encodes 2139 amino acids. Gene Ontology annotation, cellular component: extrinsic component of membrane; phagophore assembly site. Gene Ontology annotation, biological process: reticulophagy; autophagy of mitochondrion; piecemeal microautophagy of the nucleus.
UUACGUACUGUCAGUGAAGUUAAUCACACGCAAAUCACAAUACAAUAGUCAUUACGUACAAAAGCAAAAAUUAUAGUGUAAUGAUCUUACAACUGUAAAGAUGUUUUGGUACCCAUGGUCCGAAAGUAUUAAAAAAAGAGCCUGUCGAUAUCUUCUCCAGCGUUAUCUUGGAAACUUCUUGGAGGAAAAGCUAACUUUAGAUCAGCUGAGUGUGGAUUUAUACAAUGGAACAGGAACCGUAUCUGAAGUCAGCCUCGACUGCGAGGCGCUUAAUGAGCUUGGUGAUUCACAAAAUUGGCCAUUGGAAAUAGUUGAUGGUCAUAUGCAAGGAAUAACUGUAACAGUGCCCUGGUCAACAUUACUAAAAGAUGAUUCAGUUGUUGAAAUUAAUGGCCUCUCACUCACUGUCCAGCCUAAAGUUCGAGUUGAACCAGUGUCCUCUAUGUUGGAAUCAAUGUGGUCUUCAAUGUCAUCAUCAAUGCAACUGGCUGCAGAGUGCCUCAGAGAGGAAACUGGCCCACAAGAAACCAAUCCUGUGGAGGGCAUUGAAAUGUUUGCACAUGCCAUUGAUUCAAUUCUCAGCAGGGUGAAAGUGAAAUUUGUUAAUACUAAAAUCAGGAUUGAACAUGUGCCAAAAAACAGUAACAGAGGUAUUGCCCUGGAGAUACAUAUUAAAAACACAGAUUAUUAUGAUGAAGCUGGCUCCGAGUCAGUACCAGAAACAUCUGAAACUGAGAAAAACAAAACAUAUGUUGUUGCAACAUUUUCAAAUAAAAAAAUACAAUUUUCUGGUGUUACAUUUUACAUAGAUGAGUUUCCAUCAAAGUUACGUACAAUGGCACCUAGUUUGAUCAUGGAAAAGUCUGCAUCAACUCAAGCUGAUCGAUCAGAAACCACUUCAGAAGCAGAUCCUAACUACCAAAGCACACUCUCUGAUGUUUUCUAUGAAGCGAGAAGCGUUAUAUCUACUAUAGACUCAGACCCCAUAAGAGAUAUAGUAGAAGAAAGAAGAGAUACUAGAGAAACCACUCCAGAAACUAAAUCAAAUCAACCGGAUCCUAUACUAUUUGCAAAAUUAACUGGACCUCAGGAGUUGAUGCUAAAACUUAAGCAUUCGGAAGAAAUUGAAGGUCCAAAAGUGGAGGUCAAAGUUCUUUUGGGGUCAUUUCUGAUAUUUUUAACUCCAAGGCAAUUGCAUACAUUGCUUGAAUUGUGUGAUGCAUUAAAUCAGCCAGACUUGGAAGAUACAAGUAACAUACCCAUGCGUCCAAGUGGAGUUAAUGUGCAAUGUAAGCCGAUGAAGCCAGCCGACUUUCAAUUAAUUGAAGCACAGUUACUUGGCAACCUGGAGAAGAGAGCUAAACCCACAGCAUUACAUGGUUGGUCGGGACCUAGUGUCGAGGAUAGUGACAGUGAGAAGUUCCACCCGAUGAUGUCUGACGCUCAAAUGUCAGAGAGCUUCAACUCUUCUGUCAGCUCCAUGAGCGCUAGUAUGACGUCCAGUCUUAACAUCCCAAGUGCACAGCCAAGGAUUAAAAGGAACAAGAAAGUUCCGCAUAUCGAUGGCGACCCAACAGCUGAAGUAUCACACGUCAGUCUCAGAAUAGCUUCGAUUUCUUGUGUUCUGCUUCAUAAGGACAUAUUAACACCAACGCCAUUGGGCGAUAGUUGUGUAUCGCCAGCGUCAGCCGCAAUAUUACACCAAGUCAGCAACGAAUUCUUCGCGCGUAUCGAAACAUUCGCAAGAAUUGAGGACAGAGAACUAAACGCUAUCAAUAAUUCCUUGGAUAAAGCAACUGAAUUGAAUCAUCUAAGGUUAUUAGCAUCAGAAAUAAGCUUAGACGGCAGUGAAAAGGUGACGUCACAUGGAAGUCAGACAAUGUGCGAGGCCUCCAUUAGGAGUGUACUCGUAAGAGAAUGUCUGUAUGUACAAAGACAGGACGAGAGCGUUCAUAGGCAGACUUAUGAUAUCAUAUAUUUUGAUAAAGGAGAAGAAGAUCCUGCAAUGGCAUCUCCAAAAUCAAAUGUUAGAGUUAAUUUCAAGCAAACAUCAAAAUUUAUGCGAAUUGGUGGAGAACAGAAAUUGGUAUAUCCCACUACAGAUGUCGUUGUGAAAUGUAAUCCAUUCCACGUGGACAUAGAAUUGACGCUCUUAGAGCGUAUGUCUGGAACGUUUUUCAAUAAAACGACUAACAGUGUACCUGCGCCGGCGCAGCCCCAAAACCAUUUCAACUUUACGCUACAUUGUCCUACAUUGAAUCUUAUCCUAAGGUUCCCAAUAGCAGAUCUUCGACCAAAUAUUAAUCAUGAAACUCGACGUGUGCGCAACGAUUACCUUGUGUUUAAAUGCCAAAACACAACUUUAACGAGUCAACAAGUGCCAAGCGUACGACCACUACCUACCACUAUUUCGAUAAAGACCACUGCAUUGGAUCUGUACUACCACGAAAAUGACAGUUUACCUCCAACUCAUGUUGCUCAAAGUACUAUGGACGAUGCUUCAUUUGGAGAUAUACUUAGAGGCAAUUCAACCACACCUCUACCUAUGAUAUCAAUAACAUUUCAACCGCGCGAGGCAAAUAAAAGUCAGUUUGACUCAUUAGUGGAAGAAUUUAGUUUUGACAAGACAUCAAACCCCAUGACGACUUCUAUGUAUAUUAUGAACAAUCUCCGCAACGCAUUACCUAGCCCUUUUAGUGGAAAGAAAAUGGCUCAUCAAGGGAUUAGCAAGCGUGACACUCAAUCAAAAGAUCAAGAAGAAGAGCUAAUAGUUCCGGGUACGGACGAAGAAAUGACUGAAUUCACAAAUAGCUCUGUCGAAAACUCAGCUAUACAUCUCGAUUUCAACCUGCCCAUACUCAGUUUGCAGUUGGAGUCAAAACAACUAUACGAAAUAAUUUAUAACCGUAUAAACUCUGACCUUCUCCUCUGGGAGCCGCGAGUAUCCGACUGCGAUAUCGCUCCGCAUAUGGCUGGUCCUAUACAUCCGACUUUUGGAGUUUGUAAGGGAUAUGAUUCUGAUUCGGAAAGUACUUCAUCCGAAGAAGAGAACUUGUACUAUUCGACAUACGAUCACAAGGCGAGGAAAAAUGUUGAAAAACCCGUGUCGGAAAACAAAGAGAGCGAUACCCACAAUUUCUGUCUCACUCUCAAAGUGGGAAAAGGCUUGCUUAGUAUUUAUGCGCCAGUCAGGGAUAGCAACAAGCAAGUGGUUCCCGGUCAAAUGGGUGAAUUAGUAUUGGAAGCGCAAAAACUGUCCAUGUGCCAGGUCAGCGGUUUAAACGGCCGUGCUAAGACGGCCCAACUUUGUUUGAGGGGAGGGAAAAUGGCAUUGUACCACGAACCUAUUCUAACAAUACCAUCAGAAAAACCUAACCUCCGGUUAUUCGGCACGGCUAUACCGUGUCACCUUAAGAAAACCAUAUAUCCAUCAAAUAAAGGCGUAUUUAUAAAGGACCGGAUUGAACCCAGGGAUAUGUUCACAAUGGCUUUGAAGACUGAACCUGACAGUGACACACCUGGCCUUAAGACAAUCUGCAUUGCCCUUGGCAUAGAGCAGGCGACAUUACGCCACAGAGGAGACAAGGGCAUCGCGUGGCUGACUCAAUUUAUGGACGUGCUGGAUGUUCUUGACUACCCUGUGCCCGGAUACAUCCCUUCCACUGUACUCUCGGAAUUGCAUGUGCACGUUUGGGACUGUGCUGUGGACUAUAGACCCCUAUAUCUACCAAUACGUACAGUCGUGACGUUAGGCAACUUCAGUGUGUCGAGCAAUAUCAUACCAGAGACCAAUACUUCAUAUUUACGGUUCUUAGCGCAGGAGUGUACACUUUUCCUCGCGUAUAUAUCGAAUGCCAAGCCAAACGCAACAGUACCGCAAGAUGACGACAAACAUCCAGACAUAUAUAGGGAUUAUGUUUGUGUGCUGGAUGUGGGACUGUUCGAACUGUCCUUAAGGAUGGAGGAUAAAGGGACAGGAGGGGUUAACGACCAACCCCAAGUGGACCUAACGGCAUCAAAUAAUAUGGUGAACCUAUACACCUGUUGGGAUUCCGCGUCAGCCCUCUGCCGUCUCCUUACGUAUGUGGCCUCUGAUGGCGACGCUCUUCCACCGUUCGAACAUUCAAGACAUACUAGCAUAUGUUCCGAUCAGCCGUUGGAACCCCUUGUUGGAUUAGAAGACAGGCCAGAAGAAAUCAGAGAACUCUCGCCAAGUGAAAUACAGCAGGUUAAUGAUCUCAUGGCUGAAGCUUUAAAAGAGAGCCCGAACAACACAAUUGAAGAAGAUGAACUUGUCAGUUCUACUGAAAAAGAAGGAGUUGAAAUAUUUUUCUUCCCCGACGAGUCAAAUGUCAAAGCAAAAGAUCUAGAAAUAGAUACAGAAUAUAAUCUGGAAGAGGAAUGUAAAAGCAUAGAUAUUAUAGAGCAAGCACAGGAAGCCAAACCCAACGCUCAAGUGGCUAAAGACCUGGGUGAUCCUACGACACCUAAAGCCUCACCCAGGAAAUGUAAGCGGAAGAAGUUAAAAUCUGGUGGUGACGGAAGUAACACAGAUGACGAAUACUGUAUCGUUGAAACGUCAUACGCGCAAGACAAUGAAAUGGAUGAGCCAGUAGUGAAUUGGAUUGGACCGGGACCUGUGCAUAUGGUCGAUAACCAUUUCACUGUACCAGCUGCUAGGUCAGAUGUACUUAAGGCGCCUAAGAGUUUCCCGCUUCCUGUUUUAAGGUAUACAUUAUGUGAAAUGAGUAUAACGUGGAAUAUGUUCGGCGGCAACGACUUCCGUCCGACGAGUGACAUUCCGAAGAAAUCUGUUAGCAUCGAUAUAGAUCCUAGAAAGAGUUCUCCAACCAAUACUAAACGCAAUAAAGACUACGAGCCGUACGAAAAGGGGCGUGCUCUAGCAGCCGCGUACAGAACGGGCGGAGUCAGUUGGUCCGCGGGCAGCGAACGCGUACGUGCGCCUGCGCCACCAGUUAAACAUGACAUACGUGCACGUGGCGGGAAGCACAGAGACCACCAUACUUGUGUUAAGUUGUGUCUUGCUAAGGUGAAAUUCCAACACGAAGUGUACCCUACAGGAGGUACCCAGGCCUCUCGCCAGACUUUAGCCAUCAGCAAAAUUGAAGUCCUAGACCGACUUGUCGGCAGUGACAUCAACAAACUCCUCAGCCAAUACAAGCUGAAAGAUGAACCGGAGAGAAAAAAUGCUAAUAUGCUUAUAGUAAAGGCAGUGCAUUUACGCGGGGACACAGCGCUGCCUGCGCAAGAGUGCUGUCUGAAGGUGUCUUUACUACCGUUGAGGUUUAACUUGGAUCAAGACACGCUUGCAUUUCUUGUUGGAUUUUUCUCUAAACUGGGUACGGAUGAAGGCAAUGAUGAAGAUACGAAGAGUGUAGGCGGUCUCUCAACCGACUCGAGCGGGUCUCGUCAAACUACUCCCACUCACAGGCCUCCUGUCAUGAGUGUCGGGAGUCAUUUGAGGGAUCCCCCUCCUACGCCUACUUCUUUGGGUGACGCCGACUGCCUUUCGCUCAAUGAGACCGUAAUCCGUGAUGAUGAACCACUAAUGGAGACGUAUGAGGCUGAGCGUCUCGUAUCCGAAAACUUGAUUCAGUUAGAGGAAGACUUCCAGAGACUGGCGGUUAACCAGGAGAAGAUAACUGUGAAACCGCCCGAUGCAGAACCUGUCGAUGACUCCCCUAUAUACUUUAGGCGUGUCGUAUUUUCUCCGGAAGUGCCGAUACGUCUGGAUUACGUGGGAAAGAGAGUCGACCUAUCUGCGGGUCCCGUGGCUGGACUAUUAAUGGGGCUGGGACAACUCAACUGUUCCGAACUCACGCUUAAAAGACUGGAUUAUAAACUAGGACUCUUGGGCUUAGAAAAGCUGGUCCAGUGGGCUUUGCAUGAAUGGCUGUCAGACAUCAAGCGGCAUCAGCUCCCCGGACUUCUCAGCGGGAUUGGGCCCAUGCAUUCCCUGUUACAAAUUAUAACGGGUAUACGUGACCUGGUGUGGCUGCCAGUGGAGCAAUGGCGAAGAGACGGUCGCUUAGUUCACGGCUUAAGGCGUGGAGCGGCCUCUUUCACCGCUCGUACUGCUGUCGCCGCGUUAGACAUUACUGCAAGGAUAUUGCAUCUCAUACAGGCAACGGCAGAAACAGCAUUUGACAUGUUGACACCGGCGCCUGCGCUGACAAUGGGAUACGAGAGGCGUGAAAGACGCCGCAGACGUGACCCCGCAAGACAGCCCACUGAUAUAAGGGAGGGGGUAACGAGCGCAUAUCAUACUGUCAGAGAUGGUUUCGCGGAGACGGCAGCAAAUAUAACAAUGGCAGCCCGGCGUGGGCGUGGCACGGGCGUAUUGCGUCAGUUGCCGGGUGCGGCUGUCGCGCCUUUAGCUCUCGCGGCCGCCGGUGCAGCGGACCUUCUGGGCGGGGUCAGAGCCGCCUUGGCCCCGGAGCUGUGCAGGGACCACGCUGAUAAGUGGCGGAGGACAGACCAUGACGAUCCAACAGAUUAAACCUGAUUGAUCUCCAGAUUCCAAACGGUGAAGGAAAUAAAAAUUAUAUAACUCGAGCCUAAUUUCAUAUGUAGUGAUUUUUAUAUAUUUACUGAACAAAUUGUGUAACAAUUGUUUUGAAUUUGCCCCAAAUAUUACUAGCAGGG